Austrofundulus limnaeus is the source of this 464-nucleotide messenger RNA. RefSeq lists its product as uncharacterized. The record is from RefSeq and is a predicted model, not a curated record. Lineage: Eukaryota; Metazoa; Chordata; Actinopteri; Cyprinodontiformes; Rivulidae.
AAGGAAGAAAUCAACAUGUCCGGACAGUCAAAACAGAACACUCUCGCAUCCUGCUGGGCUCCUUCUCUGGGCGAGGUUCUACCGAUGGUCGCUCGUAGGAGAAGAUCGAGGCAGCUAGCCUCCAUCGCUGAGCAGAAGGCCAGCAUCAAGAACUCAGCUAGCGUGCACAAGACCAGCAUCGAGAGCUCAGCUAGUUCCUCCGUCAAUCCCAGUGAAGGGGAACAGGAAAUGGAUAGCGUGCACAAGACCAGCAUCGAGAGCUCAGCUAGUUCCUCCGUCAAUCCCAGUGAAGGGGAACAGGAAAUGGACGAACGCCCGUCCUCUUCCUCCGUUCAAAAACGUCACUGCAGGCACACCCGCCAACGAAGCUCUGCUGAUACAGGUGAAGAGGAGCUGGAGAUGGACGGACCUCCGGCCCGCCUUGAAGAACUUGAAUGUGAUUGCGGCAUGAACAAAAGCCAUGA